UGAGGCGAGGGGGAUCGAGCAGCUGUUCGCGGACGUACGGGGGGGGGGAGAUCCGUACCGCGCUUUGUGCGUCACGACACCGGACGGAACCGAAAGGGAUUUAUAACGGGUCCGCGCGCGCUCGCGUUGCUCCAGGAGGAUAAUUUAGACGAAAAUAUGAGUCAGUGACGCAGUCUGAAGGUGUAUUUACAGCUUACCGGCGUUAAAUAAGUAUGUUAUUUACGGUGCGCAGAGGGUUGUGAGUUCGCGUCCCCUUGACUCUGAGACAUUAGUACACCUAUAAACGUUUUUUUAUUUUAUUUUAUUCAUUCAGACACACCAAGUUACACGAGGUCACGUCGCGGGUCCUGGAGCCCUAAUGGUUCUGCAGCCCGGUGUUGUGUUCGAACCCUCGACAUCAUGGACACGGUUCUGUUACAGCGGGGCUGACCGCAAACUUUGCGUAGACAUUUGGAUUCCCCGUGACGUACUUUAAAAAAAAUCCUUUUAUGUUUUAACUCGAUACGGAAAAGUUGAGUAAUGGUCAUUAACAGCAUCCACUGGUUCCGGAAGGGCUUGCGACUCCACGACAACCCGUCGCUCGGUGCCUCUCUGCUGGGGGCGGACACCGUCCGCUGCGUCUACAUCCUCGACCCCUGGUUCGCGGGGUCCUCCAACGUGGGCAUCCACAGGUGGAGGUUCUCCAGGGGUCAGUCGCCUCUCACCUACAAGAGGUUCCAGACCCUCAUCGGCCGCAUGGAUUCGGUGGAGGUGCCGGCGGAGUCCGUCGGGGCCGACGUCAUGGGGAAGUGCCGGACGCCGAUGUCCGAGGACCACGACGGCAAGUUCGGCGUCCCCUCCUUGGAGGAGCUGGGUUUCGACACUGAAGGUCUGUCCUCAGCUGUGUGGCCCGGGGGGGGGGAGACCGAAGCCCUUGCGCGGCUCGAGAGGCAUUUGGAGAGGAAGGCGUCGGUGGCCAACUUCGAGCGUCCCAGAAUGAACGCCAACUCGCUGCUCGCCAGCCCAACGGGCCUCAGCCCGUACCUGCGCUUCGGCUGCCUCUCCUGUCGCCUCUUCUACUUCAAACUCACCGACCUCUACAGGAAGGUGAAGAAGAACAGCCCCCUCCCCCUCUCGCUCUACGGCCAGCUGCUGUGGCGCGAGUUCUACUACACGGCGGCCACCAACAACCCCUGCUUCGACAAGAUGGAGAGCAGCCCCGUCUGCGUUCAGAUCCCGUGGGACCGCAACCCCGAGGCGCUGGCCAAGUGGGCGGAGGGCCGGAACGGCUUCCCCUGGAUCGACGCCAUCAUGACGCAGCUGAGGCUGGAGGGCUGGAUCCACCACCUGGCCAGGCACGCCGUGGCCUGUUUCCUGACCCGAGGGGACCUGUGGAUCGGAUGGGAGGAAGGCAUGAAGGUAUACGAGGAGCUCCUGCUGGAUGCAGACUGGAGUGUGAACGCAGGCAGCUGGAUGUGGCUCUCCUGCAGCUCUUUCUUCCAGCAGUUCUUCCACUGCUACUGCCCCGUGGGCUUCGGCCGACGCACCGACCCCAACGGGGAUUACAUUCGGCGCUACCUGCCCAUUCUGAGCGGCUUUCCGGCCAAGUACAUCCACGAGCCCUGGAGCGCUCCGGAGAGCGUGCAGGCGGCGGCCAGCUGCGUCAUCGGGGUGCACUACCCCCAGCCCAUGGUGAACCAGGCGGGCGGCAGUCGUCUCAACAUCGAGCGGAUGAAGCAGAUCUACCAGCAGCUCUCCUGCUGCAGAGGGUUCGGCCUUCUGGUUUCGGUUCCUACCACGUGCCACGGUGCCGGUAAGACAUCGUCAGACGGGGCGGGGUUCCCCGUCGAGGCGACGCUCUGCGCCGCAGCUCUGUCCGGUAGGUGGAACACCACCCGCAGCGGUUCUUCGCCUCCCCCCAUUGCCUCCGGAGGCGAACUUGUGUCUCCGGAUUCCUUUACACUGUACAUGAAAGCGUCUAAACGAUGUGGUCUGCGUUUGACAGGUCCGGGACUCCACCGCAUCUCUCCGUCCGUCGGCAAGCGGCGCAGCGAGGACUCCGCCGACGGCAAAAGCUCAAAAGUCCAGAGACGGAGCGCCCACUGGGAGGAGCGUGUGCAGCCGGCACUGAAUGGACUAUAAGGUUUAAACAGUCACAGCAGCACACGGCUGCAUGGGCACCAAUACAAGCCUCAUUACACACACACACACAGACACACACUGUAUGUGAUCACCGCCUCACUGGAGCGGCAUUUUUCACUGGGCUUAUCGUUGGGUUAAUAUUCAUGGGACCAAAAAUCUCCAUAUGUGUGUAUAUCAGGAAUUGGUUCAAUUCAUUAAAUUACAUGUCAUUUAGCUGACGCUUUUAUCCCGUUUACUUUGUGUAGCCACAGAACCACUGAUAUAUUUUUGAUAUGAGAAAUCCUUGUGGAUGGUUUUGUUUGUUAUUUUGUGGACACUUUUCAAUAAAACGAAAACAUUUGUAGUCAAUUGAAUAACGAGAUAAAUCUUGUAUCUUUUCUGCCUCUUAUUUAUUCUACUUUAGCUUUUUCUCCUUUUUGAGCCCUCUAAGAUACAUCAUUCCUUUUGUUGACCUCGGUACGAGCUAUAGAGGCAACAUUUGUAUUAGGUUAGAGAUUACGAUGAGGAAUGUACCACUUGAGAGAAAUCUCUUCUUUACGUCUUCUCAAUUUGCUUGUUUUAUUAAAAGUGGGUAUGAAUAUACAAAGGGUUUCACUUGUAUUAUUUUAAGAUGUGUUUUCUUCUAAGACGUAUCACUCAGUGGGGAUCAAUAGCUGUUUGAUACCAGGGAAAUCAAUUAAAACAAGACAUGUAGACGUGGCAUUUAUUGUUCAUAAAAAGCACAACCAUGUUAUGAAUUAGACGUGGUGAAACUGAAUGGUGAGGAGGUGGGAUCAAGUGU
This is a messenger RNA of Pungitius pungitius (ninespine stickleback), 2902 nucleotides long. Its product is annotated as cryptochrome-1-like. Lineage: Eukaryota; Metazoa; Chordata; Actinopteri; Perciformes; Gasterosteidae. Gene Ontology annotation, molecular function: DNA binding; FAD binding. Gene Ontology annotation, biological process: entrainment of circadian clock by photoperiod; negative regulation of DNA-templated transcription; circadian regulation of gene expression. Gene Ontology annotation, cellular component: cytoplasm; nucleus. The record is from RefSeq and is a predicted model, not a curated record.